Molecule: messenger RNA, 1473 nt
Organism: Purpureocillium takamizusanense
Lineage: Eukaryota; Fungi; Ascomycota; Sordariomycetes; Hypocreales; Ophiocordycipitaceae
Exons: 2
Coding region: 413-1237 (274 amino acids)
Source: RefSeq, a predicted model, not a curated record
CCGUUGCUGCCCACGCCGCCUCCUGCAUCUGCAUCUGCCCACGUCCGCCCUGCGCGGUUCCUGUGCGACUUGUCACCUGAGCUGCAAUUCAAUCCAAUCUGACUCAACGAAGCUGCGGCCCGCUGCGCACGCACGCACGCGCACACGCAUCCAAGCACACGACGAAGCCGUCCUAUCGUCACGCCGCGCCGACUUCGCCGUCGCCGUUGGGUCGGAUCGAAAGGAGAGCUCUCACGUGCGGAAGAAAAGGAGAGCUGGGAAGAGAACUCCAAAAAGAAAGAAAAAAGAGACACCCCGCGCGUCGCCCAAUACUGGCUGGCACACCGGGCGCGGGUUGAAGCUCUGAUUGAUCUAUCGAUCGCUCUGCCGGCCGGGACGAGGAAGGAGGAAAAGAGUCGUUCCGUUGUUGAGGAUGAUGGUGCAGCAGGGAGCCAGACUGCAAUCUCCCCACAGCGCCGCCGUCGCCGCUUUGUACCCCGGCGCCGCCGCCGCCGCUGCCGCCGCACCAAGAACAAGACCAGCGGCGGUGGUGCCUCAGACAGUGACCGUGCCUGCGACCACGACUGCGACUGCGACGUCGCCCACGCAUGCCGGCAGCAAGAGAAAGGCCGACGCCCAGGAUAACAACAACAACAAUGAGCGGCUCUCCAAGCGACUGAGCCUGCUCAAUCUCGAGCAGAAUGGAUCAAAACUCUACGUUCCCGUCGAGUCGGCGGCUCAUCGACUCCCCCCUGCGGCCAGCGUCAUCGGCAACAACAAUAGCGGCAAUGGUAACAACGGCGACGCCCACGUAGGCGACCAAGACGACGACGUGAUGCACGUCGACGACACAAAGCACAAGGUCUACAUCUACAACAUGGACGACGAGCUCUCGUCGUCCUCCGACAACGAGAGCGACGACGGCAGACUCGUCUUCCUGCCAGACAUCGAGAAGCACCUGCGCCAGAACCGCAUCCCGCCACACGUUCUCGUCAACAGCGACGGGGAGCUCGCCGGCAUGCAGAUGGUACUCUACAGCGAUCCCAAGUCCCUCUCCGUGCCCGAGGAAAAGGACGGCGUGCGCAAGGCCAUCAUCGAGGCGCGGCACCGCGUCCGAGAACGCCAACGGCUGGAGCGGGAGUGCGCCACCAUGAUCGACGACGGCCCAGUCGCCGGGACCCCGGCGCUGCAAGUCGACACGACACAAAGCGCCGCUGCGGACAGCGACUACGACGACGACGCGAUGGAUAUGGACUAGACACGAUAUACCCUGAUUACGCUGGCGUUUUGGAAUAACAGCACACCUAAUCUGCUAAAACUACCUGACUCUUUAGCGAGCGCAAUACAACAAUGCUUUCCACGAAUUCCCGGGGCUGCUUCGUUCCACCAAGGAUCGACAGAGAUGAGACCUGCUUUAUCUUGCAAUCUUCCUUGCUCCAACCCAGACCUUCUCCCUGGCGUGUCCAGAACUCACACCUCCUCUCUUCACCGCAU